Parnassius mnemosyne (clouded apollo) is the source of this 333-nucleotide messenger RNA. Lineage: Eukaryota; Metazoa; Arthropoda; Insecta; Lepidoptera; Papilionidae. The record is from the annotation of a GenBank genome assembly.
AUGGUAGCGAAGAUAUUGUGCUUCUUGCUUAUGGUGGGCUUGGCUUGUGCGGCUACUUGGCAAGGAAAGGCCCCGAGGAAGCCAGCGGAACUAGCACACAAAGAAGGAUGUUAUAUAAAAGAGAUUAAUGACGUCAUUCCAUAUAGAUCAGAGAUCACACCGCUCGGCUAUUGCUACAGGAUUGAGUGUUCGCACGAUAUGCUGUAUUACGCUUCAUGCGGGAAACUCCUGACUGACGAUCCACAUUGUCAUCUCACAGAACCCGAUCUCACUCUGCCGUACCCUGACUGUUGUCCCAAAUUUAAAUGUGACCCAGAUAAUAACCUCAUUUAG